AUGUUCCUCUCAGAGCUUCUGCCGCCGGACAGGGUUCAGGCUUGCUUGCUACUGGAUCAAGCGUGGCCAAUGAAAGGAAGCACAGGCGAGAUGCCGAGUGUUCCAAGCCGCAAGGGACGCACGCGUUUGAAUUGGGAUCACAUUUACAAUCUUCACUGGCCAAUUCCAUUGGUCACACGACGUUGCGACUUGAAGUUGCCCUCCACUCACCUGCAAAUUCUGUCCCGACUUCUGGAGCCCGCACCUGGGCCCGUCAUGAUUUUGGGCAUCCAUCUCUGUGGGUUGCUGUCCAUUCGCGCCAUCGAAACCUUCAAUCAAGGGCCGAAGUGUGUUGCCUUUGGGUUGAAACCCUGCUGCCUCCCCUCGAUGCAUUAG
This is a messenger RNA of Cladocopium goreaui, 375 nucleotides long. The record is from the annotation of a GenBank genome assembly. NCBI's taxonomy places the organism in Eukaryota, Dinophyceae, Suessiales, Symbiodiniaceae.